AUGGAAUCAUCCGCGUCCGGUUCAGGAGAAUCGCAAACUCAAAAAAGAAGUGUUAUUUGGAUGCAUUUCACCAAUAUAUCGGAAGCUAAUGCAAAGUCUAAUCUUUGUAAACAUAUUUAUUCGCAUAAAAAUGGAAACAUUAGCAAUUUAAGGAAGCAUUUGAAAACUAAACAUCCGACUCUUUCAUUGGAAGGAGAAAGGGCAAAACGGCGGGUGGAAGACGAAAAUAUGCCUAGGUGCAAAAGGAACUUAGUUUCAGGUUCUAAACGAAAUGUUCAAAGAGUAACUAAACUAAAGAGUCCAAAGUUCGAAAGUAACGAGUCCUUACAGGUCCUAAAAAGUAACGAAACUUUGCAUCACUAUACCAUGCUGUAUCUUAAAAUUUAA
This is a messenger RNA of Acanthoscelides obtectus, 387 nucleotides long. Lineage: Eukaryota; Metazoa; Arthropoda; Insecta; Coleoptera; Chrysomelidae. The record is from the annotation of a GenBank genome assembly.